AAAAUCGGCUUAUGCUAUUUAAGCAGAUUUUGUCUGACGUAGGAAGCAUUCUAUCAGAUAAUUCGUUGGAGGAUAAAGAAAGAACGCCCAUGAAAAAGAGGUAUUCGCUCUUUAAUCACCUCAGGGGAGCACAAUUACCUUUUGAUAUGUCUCCGUCAGAGAUGCCCUUUGUUCCCAUGUAUUCUGGAUUUUUCCCGGCUUUGCAUCAUCGUCGAUACAAUACGUUAAGAAGGAAAUACAAACACAGUAACAGUCAACAGCAACAACGACAUAAUUUUCGUCCUGUUCUAUCUAAAAGGAAAUCUGCAAUUACUCCCCCGUCUCGUGAUUGGUGUCGCUUGAUUGGUUAUCGUGUAUGUCCUCGCGCAACAAAAUUUUGAUUUACAAAACUGCAGGAAACGUGCAAACGACCAUGCAUUGUUUCAUGUUGAUUAAAUGGAUAUAAAAAAUCUAAUCCCAAUGUUUAAAAAUAUUUGAAGAUCAACAUAUAAUUUGAUAUAAAUACGCCAAAAUAAAAGUACUGGUGCAGAUGUUUUUCAAAGUCUUCUUCAAAAUUAUAAAUUUGUUUCAGUGAGGACGCAUUCAUUUUUUUUUAUCUCAAACAGUAAUCAAUGUUCGCGUUAAAUUCUGAUGCCUAUAAGAACAAGACAGAGUUGUAUGUAAUAAGUUUCUGGUUUAAAUCGUGUAACGUUUUUCUUUUAUCUCUACUUUAUUUUAAAAAGAUAUUAAUAUUUUCUUUGACGUUUCCAUUACCAUGUAGUUUGCAUUGCCUUAAUAUUUGACAGUUUUAGGAUUUCUUUAGAAAUAUUAUUUUAACCUAUUAAAAUAAUUUCAAUACAAGAAGAUAUGAAAACAUUCAACAGCUUUGAAAAUCUCUAUUAUUUGGAAAUUGUAUAAAUGGAGAGACUUUAUGCUACAAGAUAUAGAGCAUCUGCAAC
Molecule: messenger RNA, 938 nt
Organism: Ruditapes philippinarum (Manila clam)
Lineage: Eukaryota; Metazoa; Mollusca; Bivalvia; Venerida; Veneridae
Source: RefSeq, a predicted model, not a curated record